Molecule: messenger RNA, 2337 nt
Organism: Sorex fumeus (smoky shrew)
Lineage: Eukaryota; Metazoa; Chordata; Mammalia; Eulipotyphla; Soricidae
Gene: LSS
Product: lanosterol synthase
Exons: 22
Coding region: 67-2268 (733 amino acids)
Biological process (GO): cholesterol biosynthetic process; triterpenoid biosynthetic process
Cellular component (GO): lipid droplet
Molecular function (GO): lanosterol synthase activity
Source: RefSeq, a predicted model, not a curated record
AUCAAGCUCCCCCUGCCGGUUUAGGUGCGCGCGGGGCCGCGGCCGGUCUGACGCGGGGGACGCAGCAUGACGGACGGCACGUGUCUGCGCCGCAGAGGGGGGCCCUACCCCACGCCGCCCGCCACCGACCUCGGGCGCUGGCGCCUGGAGUGUGAGAUGGGCCGGCAGACAUGGACCUACCUGCAGGAGGACGGAGAGGCCAGCCGCGCGCAGACGGCGCUGGAAGCCCACUCGCUGGGGAUGGACACCAGGAGUUACUUUAAGGACUUGCCCAAAGCCCACACAGCCUGGGAGGGCGCCCUGAAUGGGAUGGUGUUCUACAAGGAGUUGCAGGCCGAGGAUGGGCACUGGACUGGCGACUAUGGAGGCCCACUCUUCCUCCUCCCAGGCCUCUUGAUCACAUGCCAUGUGGCACGCAUUCCUCUGCCUGCUGGAUACAAAGAAGAGAUGGUGCGAUACCUGCGCUCAGUGCAGCUACCUGAUGGCGGCUGGGGCCUGCACAUUGAGGACAAGUCUACAGUGUUUGGGACUGCGCUGAACUAUGUGUCUCUGAGAAUUCUGGGUAUUGGGCCUGAUGAUCCUGACUUGGUACGAGCCCGGAACAUUCUUCAUGAGAAAGGUGGUGCUGUUUUCAUCCCUUCUUGGGGGAAAUUCUGGCUGGCUGUCCUGAAUGUUUACAGCUGGGAAGGCCUCAACACCCUGUUUCCAGAGAUGUGGCUGUUUCCCUCCUGGGCGCCCGCACACCCUUCGACACUCUGGUGCCAUUGCCGGCAGGUCUACCUGCCAAUGAGCUACUGCUAUGCCACUCGGCUGAGCGCUGAGGAGGACUCACUGGUCCAGAGCCUUCGCCAGGAGCUGUAUGUGGAGGACUACGCCAGCAUCAAUUGGUCAGCACACAGGAACAGCGUGGCCCCUGAUGACCUGUACACACCACACAGUUGGCUGCUCCGUGUAGUGUACGCCCUCCUCAACCUCUAUGAGCGCCACCACAGCACCAGCCUGCGGCACCGGGCCAUCCAGAAGCUGUACGAGCACAUCUCAGCCGACGACCGAUUCACCAAGUGCAUUAGCAUUGGGCCGAUCUCAAAAACUAUCAACAUGCUUGUUCGCUGGUAUGUGGAUGGGCCCUCCUCUCCUGCUUUCCAGGAACACAUCUCCAGGAUUCCUGAUUACCUCUGGCUGGGCCUCGAUGGCAUGAAAAUGCAGGGCACCAACGGUUCACAGAUCUGGGAUACCUCAUUUGCCAUUCAGGCACUACUGGAGGCCAGUGCAGAACUCAGGCCUGAGUUCUCAUCCUGCCUGCAGAAGGCACAUGAGUUUCUCCGGACCUCACAGGUCCCAGACAAUCCUCCUGACUACCAGAAGUACUACCGCCAGAUGAAUAAGGGCGGCUUCUCCUUCAGCACUCUGGAUUGCGGCUGGAUUGUUGCUGAUUGCACCGCUGAGGCCUUGAAGGCCAUCCUUCUCCUGCAGGAAAAGUGUCCCUUUAUCACCAAGCAUGUUCCCCGAGAGCGGCUCUGUGAUGCUGUGGCUGUGUUGCUGAACAUGAGAAAUUCCGACGGAGGGUUUGCCACCUAUGAAACCAAGCGCGGAGGGCUCUUGCUGGAGCUGCUGAACCCCUCAGAGGUCUUUGGGGAUAUCAUGAUUGACUACACGUAUGUGGAGUGCACCUCGGCUGUGAUGCAGGCACUGAAGCAUUUUCAUACUCAGUUUCCAGACCACAGGGCCGAGGAGAUCAGAGAGACCCUCAAGCAAGGCCUGGCAUACUGCCGGCAGGUACAGAGGCCUGACGGCUCCUGGGAAGGCUCAUGGGGGGUCUGCUUCACCUAUGGCACCUGGUUUGGCCUGGAAGCAUUUGCCUGCAUGGGGCAGAUCUAUUGUGAUGGGGUAGCCAGUGCAGAAGUCACCCGGGCCUGUGACUUCCUGCUCUCCAAGCAGAUGGCAGACGGUGGCUGGGGGGAGGACUUCGAGUCCUGUGAGCAGCGUCGCUAUGUACAGAGCGCCCAGUCCCAGAUCCAUAACACCUGCUGGGCCCUGAUGGGGCUGAUGGCUGUGAGGUAUCCUGAUGUAGCAGUCCUGGAGAGAGGAGUCAGAUGUCUGCUUGGCAAGCAGCUCCCCAGUGGCGACUGGCCUCAGGAAAAUAUCUCUGGGGUCUUCAACAAGUCCUGUGCCAUCAGCUACACAAACUACAGGAAUGUCUUCCCCAUCUGGACUCUUGGCCGCUUCUCACGCCUGCAUCCUGAGAGUGUCCUUGCUGGUCACCCCUGAGAGUGUUUUGGGGCAUUUGGGUGGGCACUAGGGUGUUGGGUGGCUUAGCUGGGGUGGUCAUGCAGUUUU